Aptenodytes forsteri (emperor penguin) is the source of this 3344-nucleotide messenger RNA. RefSeq names its product coiled-coil domain containing 13 (gene CCDC13). The record is from RefSeq and is a predicted model, not a curated record. The coding region runs from base 114 to 2264 and encodes 716 amino acids. The transcript is spliced from 16 exons. Gene Ontology annotation, cellular component: centriolar satellite. NCBI's taxonomy places the organism in Eukaryota, Metazoa, Chordata, Aves, Sphenisciformes, Spheniscidae. Gene Ontology annotation, biological process: cytoplasmic microtubule organization; non-motile cilium assembly.
CUGUUUGAAAGCCGUUUAUGGAAAAAGGCCCUUGAAGCAAGGCCUUCAGCGAGGGGCUGAAGAGCACAGUGGCUGAGGGGAGGAGGUGGCUUGGAGACUGUGCAGAGUAAACAAUGGAGUCAGACAUAGAAGGGAAUGAACAUUUUAAAAGCCAGUUUAAGGCUUAUCAAGAACAACAGCAAAGGCGGCUGCAAAAUCUAAUGGAGAGGAAGAAGGAAAAGCAGAACAGUCAGAAAGGUGAUAAUGGCAACGCAAAGGAGGCUUUCAGAAUCCCAAAUGAUCUAAACCUGUUUGAAACAGAACAACCUGUAAAUGAAGAUGACGGCAAAAGGUUGCUUGAGGCUGAGAACGAGCAGCUCCAGGACCAGCUUCGAGAGGUCCGAGAUGAGAACUGCAGACUAUACAAACUUGUGACAGAGAAAGAUUUUGAAAUAAAGCAACUCCAGAAAAAAAUACAGGAGGACAGAUUGGCUUUGUCGGGGGCGUCUGGUUUAGCUGGAGAUGUUGCAGCAACUAAAAUAGUUGAAUUGGCCAAGAAGAAUCGUGAGAUAACUGCCGAGACUGAGAGUGAAAAAGCCAAAGUGAAGCAACUGAAUAACAAAGUCAAAGAGCUGGAGAAAGAACUACAGACAGCCGUAGAAAAAAUACAUUCUCUUGGUGGUGGUGAUGCAGGAAUCAAGCAAUCAACUCUGAAGACGAUAGAAGGAAACUUGGCUGAAAGUCCAGAGGUGAAAGCGUUGCAAGAAAAAUUAACCACAGCCAACUUUAAAGUGAUGGAGUAUCGUAACCAACUCCAGUCUGCAAAACAGGAACUGAAGAUGACCCAAAAGCUUUUAGCAAAUGAAGUUGGUGAAGAUGUGAAUGUUCAAAGUCUCUUGACCAAUUCUGGCAGCUGGCGUGGACGAGCCCAGCAAAUUCUUGUUCUCCAAAGCAAGGUUCGAGAGCUGGAGAAUCAGUUGGGUCAAAACAAGACCAGAACAUCACUGAGUGAGAUUGAUGAGGAACUGCUGGCCCUUAUGGAUCCAAGGAAAUUGUCAGCCCAAGAGAAGAACUUGCUGAAGAUUCGCAGCUUGGAAAAAGAAAAGAAAGAAACUUUGGAGAAACUCACUGGGGAACAUGAUGCUCUCCAAAAAAGUCAUGAGGAAGUGAAAAAAAAACUUGAUGCAUCAAAAGCCAGGAACAAAGUACUGUGCAGCGAAGUGAAAACCCUGAAGGGACAGAUCGUAACCUUGCUGGAGAAAGGAAAACACGACGAUGAGCUCAUAGACGCCUUACUGAGCCAGCAGAAGCAAAUGCAGGAGAUCUUAAAGCACCUGAGCCAGCAGGAUGAGAAGAACAAGGAGUCCCAGCAGAUGCUAGGGCAGCACUUGAACAGUGAGGUUCAGAAACAAAACUGCCUUAUAGAGCAGCUCAGACAGAUGGUGGCUGAACGAGAAGCAAAGGUUAAAGAGCUGGAAGAGGAGAUUGAGCGACUCACACUUCAGAAGAAAUCUGCCCAUCAAGGGGACGGUUCAGGAGCUGCUGAUACACCACCUUCUGAGCACUCAGAAAAUCCAGGUUUUACUCUGCUUAAGCCUCUGGCAUCAGGCAGCAAUCAGGUUGGAAGGACUGGAUCUGCUCGGACAGUGUCCAAGAUGGGCCAUACGCUUGUAGAGUCUGCAGCUACUAAGCCUUCCCUUCUCAGUAAUAACAUCACACCUGGAAGGCUUGCUGGCACUGACAGCCUGGAUUUGAAAGUGCUGCAGACACAAAUCACAGAGCACAAGGCUCUCUGCCAGGCUGCUGAAGUGGAAAGAGACAGGCUCCUGGAACUGGUCACUGUGCUGCAGAAAAGGGUGGAGGAAGGCAGCGAUAAAGUCCUGGAAGCUGAGAAGAGGCUUCAGGAAGAGCGGCGUCGAUGUGUCAUUUUGGAACAGCAGCUUGAAAAACUGCAGAUGGAUCCGGGGAGGAACACAAGUACACAGAAACCUCCCCUGAGGAGCAAAACAGGCCAGUCUGCAAGUCACUCAAGACUCACCUCGAAUGUGAGUGAUAGGAAGGAGCUCUCUGCAGCCCAGCUUUCCAAGUUGCCUCUGGAAUCGCAGAUAGAGGAGCUGAGCACAAGGCUUGUGAUCCAGCUGGAUGAGAACGAAGCUCUGAAGGCCGCUUUGGAGACUACUGUGAGAAAGAAAGAGGAAGACUUUAAACUGUAUCAAGACACAAUGGACCAAGUGAAGGAUAUCUUUGUACAGGCCAUUCGGCAGCAGAAACAAGAGAAGAGUUAAGCAAGAUAUUCAGAGUCCUUUGGACUGCAAAGCAGGGAGAGAGCCCAGGCAUCGUGCCCAUGAAUUGAAAUGCAGUGGCAGUGCCGUUUUGCAGCCUUGGAUCAUGUCAUUUCUUUAGCAUUUGCAGAAGAGGAUGAGAAAUGGAGAUGAAAUACAAAAAGGGUGAAGGCUUUGCAUGUCAGCAAAUUCUGUCUGUACGAGUUAGCCAGCAGCUGGCUCUCAGACUGCACAUGCCAUAAGUUGGUGCAGUUUAGGAAGCUGCAAUUCUGCAGUGUGAUUUUGGGCAAAACCUCCCUAGUUUCAAUAGAAUUUUCCUCAAGAGGCCUCGAUAUUCAAUAUGCUGCUGCCUUUAUCAGCUCAUGAAGGAAUUUGCUAUACAAAAGUUAUGCCAGCCCCCUUCCAAAAUCGUGCCAGGAACAAACUGAGUUCUGUUUUUAUCAGCACACCGAUACCUGUCUGUCUCAGGCUUUCUGUAGUACUUAAGUGCUGAGGGAGUGGAUUAGCCUGGCCUGUGAAUAUCUGCAAGUGAACUCUGCGGGGGGGGCUCCACUCACCAUUCCGACCUGUUUCUUUGCAUUGAACUCUGCUGCCAAGCAGUUUUCUGAAACUCGGUGGAUUUUCCACUGAAAAGGUAGACUGUGCAGAUUGCCCCUGCAGUCAGUCAGACCCACCGUACGUUCAGCUCAUUCCAUGCGAAACUUGCCAUCCAGGCUAUGAAUUCCCUAUUCCUGGGUCUCUGCAUUCAUCCCUCAGGCAGGGCUUGUUCUCGCUAGGAAGAAAUGCUAACAAAACACAGGCAGGUCCUCACUGCGGUAGCGACGGGACUUUUGGAGAUGCUGAAAACCCUUGCAUCUCUGUCCUUUUCUCUUGCAGCAUGGUGAGAAUACCAAGCGCAAGCUAAUAAGGCAUUAACAUGCAGCCUGCCAGCAGAGAGCUAGCCUUGGGGAUUAAAAGCAAAUGGAGAGCUAGUCAUUUUUGUAUAGUGCUGCUUUGUUUCUCGGUUGAAAGUCUUGAAAGCUCUUCUUUUCCUGCGUUGCUUUGUCAGCCUCCUUUUGUGACUGUGAAGUUUGUCAGACUUUA